Messenger RNA from Ctenocephalides felis (cat flea), 403 nucleotides. RefSeq names its product inner nuclear membrane protein Man1-like. Gene Ontology annotation, biological process: negative regulation of BMP signaling pathway; nuclear envelope organization. The transcript has 2 exons. Gene Ontology annotation, cellular component: nuclear inner membrane. The record is from RefSeq and is a predicted model, not a curated record. The coding region runs from base 128 to 403 and encodes 91 amino acids. Gene Ontology annotation, molecular function: chromatin DNA binding. NCBI's taxonomy places the organism in Eukaryota, Metazoa, Arthropoda, Insecta, Siphonaptera, Pulicidae.
ACUUUCUACUUUUAGCUCGAGCCCUCGCAACAAAAGCAAAGUUUGGCAGGGACAAGCAUUCGAGACUCAAGAGGGUUCUGUUAAUAAUUUACCUGUAUCGCCAACGCCUUGCCUUAAAAUAAGACAAAUGAUAGAUAAACAUGAUGAUAUACCAAAUCUAAAGUCCAUUAUCCAAGAUGCCAUAUUAGAAAAAUGUGGUGACGAUUGCAACAUUCUCCAUGUCUAUGUGGACCAACAACUUCUUUGUGUUUAUGUAAAAUGUGCAUCUAGAAAAGAUGCUGGAAUUGCUUAUAGGAAACUCCACGGUUGCUGGUUCGACGGUAAACUUAUAACUGUUAAAUAUGUUAGACUGGAAAGGUACAUGGAGCGUUUUCUGAUUCACCUUCUAAUCCACCCUACUUGA